Drosophila willistoni is the source of this 879-nucleotide messenger RNA. RefSeq names its product putative mediator of RNA polymerase II transcription subunit 17. The record is from RefSeq and is a predicted model, not a curated record. The coding region runs from base 25 to 879 and encodes 284 amino acids. The transcript is spliced from 2 exons. NCBI's taxonomy places the organism in Eukaryota, Metazoa, Arthropoda, Insecta, Diptera, Drosophilidae.
CAAAGAACUAAAAUUGGAUUCAAAAUGCGUGCAUUCAUUGUUAUGUGUUUAGUGGCCGUUGCCUGCGCCGAUAAGCUGGGCUAUAACUACCAGCCUGUGGGUCACUCCAGCUCAGGAUUGUCUUUCGCUCCUGGUAGCGGCGGAAGCAUUGGAGGUGGAAGCAUCGGCGGUGGCAGCAUCGGCGGACUGGGAGGUCUGUCUGGUGGCAGCAUUGGAGGCGGAUCCCUUGGCGGUGGCUCCAUUGGCGGCGGCUCUAUUGGUGGCGGCUCUAUUGGAGGUGGUUCCAUUGGAGGCGGUUCCCUUGGAGGCGGCAGCCUUGGCGGUCUCGGUGGUAUUUCCGGUGGAGAUCUAAGUGCUCCAGUCGAAUACAGCGCCCCUGCCCCAUCUGCUGAAUUGGAAAAGGAAUUCUUUACUUUCACCGCCAACGAACAGGACUUUGAUGAGCCACAGGCUUUGGAGCGCGUGUCCAGCUCAUUGAACAAGGCUCUCCGUGUUGUCUUCAUCAAGGGACCCGAGAACCGUGGCUUGGAGAACGCUGCUCUGGCUUUGGCCAAACAGGCUGCCCAACAGGAGACCGCCAUCUAUGUCCUCAACAAGCAGGCCGAUAUUGGAGAUUUGGCCAGCAAAUUGAAUGCCAUCCGCAGCAACAACAACAACAAGCCCGAGGUUCACUUUGUCAAGUACCGCACUCCUGAGGAUGCUGCCAACGCACAGAAGGCCAUCCAAUCUCAAUACGACUCUCUGGGUGGAUCUUCUCAGGCUCACAAUGGUGGUGUUGCUCCAGUUCUCAACUUUGCCUCACAGGCUGCUCCUCGCCCAGUCAGCGCCAAGUCGCCCGACAACUCCUACCUGCCCACCUCUAUCUUCCGUCGUGUUUAA